This is a messenger RNA of Knipowitschia caucasica, 324 nucleotides long. The record is from the annotation of a GenBank genome assembly. Lineage: Eukaryota; Metazoa; Chordata; Actinopteri; Gobiiformes; Gobiidae.
AUGGCCAUGGAGCAGGGAAGAGUGACGGAAUUCGAAGGAAAGAGCCUCGACCAGAUACAAAUUGAGCCUGAAGGGAGAGCAGUAGAGAUCCUCUCACAAACGGACGGGCUAAAAGAAACUUCAAGCGGAGAACCUUCAACCAUUCAUCCAGAUGCACCCCAUGGUAGUGGCAGUGCCCCUUCUGAACGUUGCCCCCUCUGCGCCGGGCUCCUCGGGGCAGAGCACUUGAGCAGACAGCUGUUCCUCUGCUCUCAACACUUCACGUCUGGGGCCUGUGUGAAGUCUCCGCGAGCAGCCGGAUCUAACAACCUCGGCUUUACUUAA